Messenger RNA from Linnemannia hyalina, 3567 nucleotides. The record is from the annotation of a GenBank genome assembly. NCBI's taxonomy places the organism in Eukaryota, Fungi, Mortierellomycota, Mortierellomycetes, Mortierellales, Mortierellaceae.
AUGGACUCCCUCCAAGUAAUCGUAACCGACACAACACCCGCAAGACUCCAAAAGGCCACCAUUGGCAUCCAAGGCAUGACCUGCGCAUCCUGCGUCAAAGCCAUCGAGGACUCACUCAAACUCCUCCCUUCCGUCCAACCCGGCUCCGUCGCCGUCAACCUCCUCCUUGGCUCUGCUACCCUUAUGGCUUCCCCUGAGCUUUGUCCUGUCGAGCUGUUGACGGAGACUGUUGAUAAUGCUGGCUAUGACGUUACCGCUUGUUCUUAUGUCGAGGAUUUCUCGCAGUUUACCGCAGCCAAGAAGACUGCAGCGGUUGCAGGAACAGGAAAGGCUGCGGGAUCGGUGUUGCAUAAAGUCAGUCUGAAUAUCUCGGGCAUGUUCUGUGGUUCGUGCUCGUCCAAGGUCGAGAAACUUCUCAAGUCCCUUGACGGCGUCAACCCAACCUCUGUCAAUGUCUCCUUCUCUACUGGACACGCCCAAUUCGAAUACUGGAUCCAGCCCUCUUACUCUCCCUCCACAACAAGCACGACUAUGCUGACGCCAGGAACGAUCGCAGACAAGAUCCGUGGACUAGGAUUCGAGGCCGAUCAUAUCAAGACCGAGAAGAUUGUCGACGAUGACCAAAAGACUGCUCUGAGCACUAUGGAGGAACCGGGUUCUGGCGCGGGUGCUCCGGCGUUGACGACGACUCGGUUGGAUAUCUCGGGCAUGACAUGUGCUAGCUGUGUCUCUGCCAUUGAAUCAUCGCUGAUGGGGCUGGACGGAAUCUACCAGGUCCAAGUCAACCUCCUCGCAAAAUCUGGCGUCAUCAUCCACGACCCCACCAUCAUCGGCGUCCGCGACCUCAUGUCCGCCGUCGAGGACACCGGAUUUGACGUCUCCCUCGCCCCCGACGAUGCCCACCUCAACAAGAACGCCCUCCAGGAGAAGAUCAAACGUGAAGAACUUCUCCUCCGCCGUCGGCUCUUGCUUUCGCUUCUCUUUGCGGUGCCCAUGUUCAUCGUCUCGAUGGUCUUUAUGAUGAUGUUGCCAAAGACGAAUUCCAUCCGGGUCGGGUUGAUGAAGGAGGUUGCGCCUGGGUUGAGGAUUCAGGAUGUUGUGCUUUUCGUCUUGGCGACGCCGGUGCAGUUCUGGUUGGCACAGCCGUUUUACAAGAAGGCGUACAAGGCGUUGAGGUAUACCAGGACAGCGAAUAUGGAGACCCUGGUUGCCUUGGGCACGAGUGUCGCAUACUUUGCGAGCUGCGGGAGCAUCAUUGCCAACAUGGUCAGUCAGAAGAAACCCGCCUCUGCGCACGAUGGGAUGACGGGGAUGGGCGGAGAGCAGCAAGAGUCGAUGACGAACGCCGGGAUUGAUUUCUUUGAGACGGCCGUCUUUCUGAUCACGUUCAUUAAUCUGGGCAAGUGGCUCGAGGCCAUGGCGAAGGGCAAGACUGCAGAGACGAUUACCAAGCUGAUGGACCUCCAACCCGAGACGGCUACUCUUGUCAGGGCGGACGAAACUCUGGAAGAGAUCCCGGCUUCGUUGAUCCAGGUCGGAGAUAUCUUGAUGGUCAAUGCUGGGUCCCGGAUUCCUUGUGAUGGGCUUCUUUGGAAGGGAAACACUAUGGUGGAUGAGGCGAUGAUUACUGGCGAGUCCUUGCCUGUUCAAAAGACCGAGCGCAAGUCAAAAGUCAUCUCUGCGUCCAUCAAUCUCUCGGCGGUCAUCCAAGUCAAGGCCACCCGUGUCGGCAAGGAUACUACCCUCUCCAGGAUCAUCCAACUCGUUCAGGAUGCCCAGGCCAGUCCCAAGGCUCCGAUUGAGGCCCUCGGUGACAAGAUCUCUGGUGUCUUUGUCCCGAUUGUCAUUGUUCUGGCCAUCCUCACCUUUGCCGGCUGGGCCAUUGCUGGUCGUGCCGGCGCUAUCCCAGACGGAUGGAUCCCUGAGGGCGAGAGCUACUGGGUCUAUGCUACUCUCUAUGCCGUCGCGGUCUUGGUCAUUGCCUGUCCCUGUGCUCUGGGUCUCGCCUCCCCCGCGGCUGUGAUGGUUGGAACUGGUGUUGCUGCCAAGCACGGUAUCCUGGUCAAGGGUGGUGGAUUUGCGCUCGAGAUGGCCAAGCGGUUGGAUGUGGUUGUGUUUGACAAGACUGGUACCUUGACCACUGGAAAGCCCAAGAUGACGGACUCGUGGACGCUUCAUACGGCCGCAGUGGACGAUACCAAGAUGAUUCUGCAGAUGUUGGGCAAGGUCGAGUCUGGAAGCAACCACCCCGUCGCACUCGCUGUUGCCAAGGGCGCCGCUGACCUACUCUACAAGGCUAACCCUUCCUCCCUCACCUCCAAAGUCGAUCUCCCGGAAGAGGAUGAGGACGAGGAAGAGUCGGAGGCCCGGGUCCUUCAGAAGCAAUUCAACCACGUCAAGAUCGCCCACAUGCGCGAAGUCGCCGGACGCGGACUUUCGGCAACUGUCACCCUCGGUGAUACCCUCCACCUGGACGGAUACGGACAAUUCCGAGCCCUCAACGUUCUUGUCGGAAACGAAAAGUGGAUGGAAGAGAAUGGAGCCUCUUACCCGGACUCUGUGACACGCAAGGACCGCGAGGCUGAGUUGGGUCUUUGGCAAUCUCAGGGUAAAUCUGUCGUCCUCUGCGCGGUCCACCCCGCCGUCAACAACUCCUUCCCCUCUGGCAGUGGCAGCAGCAGCAGUGGUCGUGUCUCGAUCGACGCAGCAUCCAUCGAAAGCGAAAGGACUUGCAAGUGCGAACUCUGCGAGUGCAUUGACUGCAACUGCACAACUCCAAUCCGCCAUGGCAAGACCCUCGCGCCCAUCAUCGUUGCCCAAGUCGCAGUCGCAGAUACCGCCCGCCCCGAGGCUGCAGAGGUGAUUGCUGGUCUUGCGGCACAGGGGAUCGAGACCUGGAUGUUGACGGGAGACCAUCCGAUUACUGCCCAGGCGAUCGCUCAACAGUUGGGCAUCACGCGCGUCAUGGCCGGUGUCUUGCCCGAGGAUAAGGCUAACAAGGUCAAGCAGCUCCAACAAGCCGGUCGACCCUCCUCCUCGUCUGCCUCUGCCCGCUGGCACAAGAUCAUUGGUGGUCGCAAGCAACAACAAUCUACAUCCUCCGUCGAACUCGGUCCCAUCUCCACCUCCACCCUUCAAGACUCCCCCGCCACAUUCCGCGCAAUGCGCCCCGCAAUCGUAGCAAUGGUCGGCGACGGCAUCAACGACUCCCCCGCGCUCGCACAAGCAAACCUCGGCAUCUCUGUCGGAUCAGCUACAGACAUCGCCAUCGAAGCCGCCUCGAUCGUCCUCCUCCGUGACACACUCACCGACCUCCUCGUCAUGCGCGACCUGGCCCGCACAGUCGUCCGCCGAAUCCAAAUCAACUUCCUCUGGGCGUUCAUGUACAACGCUGUUAUGAUCCCUAUCGCGGCUGGUGUCUUGGUCGCUUGGAACCGCUCGGCUGUGAUUGGUCCCAGUUGGGCUGGCUUGGCCAUGGCCGCCUCCAGUGUGAGUGUUGUGUUGUCGAGUUUGAGGUUGAGGAGUUAUCAUUACCGCUCUCCAAAGUCGUCUUCUACUCGCCAGUGA